AUGGGUCUUUUCGCCGACCUAUUGGCCAUUUUCGCCAAAAACUCGCUCAAACUCUCACUCGUUACCCCAUUGGCUACGCUUUCCAUUUACGUCUUCUACAACAUCUUCCUCCACCCACUACGCAAAAUCCCGGGACCUUGGAAAGCAACAAUCUCUCCAUUAUGGCUAUGGUACCACUCGUACGCAGGCGAUGAAACGACCUCGGUCGAAGCCUUGCACAAGGUUUAUGGUCCAGUCGUUCGAAUCAGUCCUAAUGAUGUUGACAUAAGCGACGGAGCGGCUCUUGCACCGAUCUACUCCGACAAGGGAGGAUUCUUAAAAACAGCAUGCUAUAGCAAUUUCGACUUUAGCGGUCAUCCGACGAUAUUUUCGGCUCUAGAUCCCGCGCACAGGGCCGUCAGAUCAAAAGCCGUUGUCAGCAUGUUCAGCCCAGCGUCUAUUCGAAAGGAAGGUGACCAGAUACUGAGAUCCUGUGUUGACAGGUUGAUGGCGCAUAUCGGACACGAAGCAACUGCAGGCAAACCCGUCAACAUGCUCAAUAUCGGCAGAUGUCUAGCUCUUGAUGCAGUGACGGAGUAUCUCCUAGGCAAAACAUAUGGCGGUAUUGCCGAGCUGGAGGCAAGCAGGAGCGCUAGCGACUCAAGCAAGCUCUCUGCCAGCGAAUUUGUGGAUACCUUUGUCGCAGUUGGGAGAUUCUUCUUGCUUCCCAAUUGGAUCUUUCAUGCCUUCGAGUGGGCUCUCCCGAAGGUGUUUCCGGAUGAGAAGGUUGACGAGUCGAUGGAACUCGUGACAAAGUUCUGCGAUCAGGUCGUCGCCGAGGCCGAUCUAGAGAAAGAUCAAACGUACCAAGCUCGGCUACUGCGAGCUGGCAUCAGCAAAGAAGAAGCUGCUGUUCAGUGUAUGGAUUUGAUGUUUGCCGGUACCGACAGUACUGGUAUGAAUUUUGGUGCCAUCUGCUGGCAUUUGGCAAAGUCGCCCUCGACAUAUCAAAAGCUCAAAGACGAGCUUGCAUCGCCAGAGGCAGCGCAAGCUGACCCGCAAACUCUUCCCUAUCUGCGUGGCGUGGUGCGCGAGGGUCUUCGGAUGUCCAUGGCAAACCCGACUCGGCUUCCACGCGUUGUGCCGCCCAGCGGAUUCUCAUUCACGACCGAGCUGCCUUCUGGAGAAGCUGCGACUUUUGAGUUCCCAGGCGGAACUUGGAUCGGAUGUGCACCGUUCAGCCUGCAUUUCAACGACGCUAUCUUCCCAAAUCCGCAUGAAUUCCAGCCAGAACGAUGGCUUGAACCUAGCGAGGAAAUGCUGCGCGAUGCCAUUCCAUUUGGACUUGGGCCGCGGCAGUGUAUUGCUCGAAACCUUGCUUCAAGUGAGCUCUUCUGGGCAGUCAGAGCUCUAGGUAUAUCUGGGGUGCUGGGUGGGGCUAGAACAACAGGGCUGAUGAAGGAUGGGAUCAUUGUUGACGAGUGGUUCAACUCAAAAGUUCCUGGACAUGCUAUUGAGCUGAUAUGGGAAUCAUCUUAG
This is a messenger RNA of Colletotrichum acutatum, 1518 nucleotides long. RefSeq names its product cytochrome P450. NCBI's taxonomy places the organism in Eukaryota, Fungi, Ascomycota, Sordariomycetes, Glomerellales, Glomerellaceae. The transcript has a single exon. The record is from RefSeq and is a predicted model, not a curated record. Gene Ontology annotation, molecular function: iron ion binding; oxidoreductase activity, acting on paired donors, with incorporation or reduction of molecular oxygen; monooxygenase activity. Bases 1 to 1518 code for a protein of 505 amino acids.